CCACUUGGUAUAUUCUAGUGAGCGAAACAUUUCAUUAGCUGCUUGGUUAUAUAUAAAAAAUUGUAAAACAUUAAAAUUUGAAGUCUUUGGUCCGACUAUGACUCAUCAAUACCGGCCGGAGCAAAACGGAUUAAAUAUAAUUCAAGAGGUAAUUGCAAAGGAAGCUCUCAAUUACGUCAGAAGAAUACUGCAACCGCGACUACAAAUUGCGUUAUCCUACAAACAAAAAUUGAUUUUAAAAAGCGACAGCUGACAGAAGAAAGGGAAUAAGCAUCAGACUGUAUUUCUUUGAUCGUUCUAAUGUUCAAAAUGGCCACAACUGGACUCCAGCGGGUUCCUCUUUCAAUGAGAGGAAUUGAAAAUUGUUUUACUUUCGUCAAACCGAUUUCUGAGGUCGAUUUCUUGAGAGGUUUUUUGUGCGGAAUUGCACAGCCACGGCGAACAGGGACUUCCUUGUUUUCCACAAAUGCCAUUCUAAAUCAAAGUACAUCAGAAGUCCAACAACCAACGCCAGUGGUAACCACUCCAUCCAAGGAAACAGCCAUCAGUCAUUUUGGUAAAAAUGGAAGCACAACUGGGGAUGAAGCCUACAGAAUGCCACACCCAGUCUGGACGGCAGAGGAUGUCCGCAGCGUGAAAAUUACUCACCAAAAACCACAAAAGUUUGUGGAUGAGCUUGCAUACAAAAGUGUUCAGGCCUUGAGAGCAGCAUUCGACAUCAUAUCAUUGUAUCGCUUCAUGGAGCUCGACGAAAACCGCUGGCUCAAUCGGAUCAUUAUGUUAGAGACAAUAGCAGGAGUUCCUGGAAUGAUUGCUGGCAUGACAAGACACUUCCACGCGCUUAGGAGGCUCCAGAGAGAUAAUGGAUGGAUACACACACUUCUGGAGGAGGCUGAAAACGAGAGAAUGCACUUGAUGACAGCCCUGGAAAUGAAGCAACCUGGGAUUUUAUUUCGGGGAGCAAUUCUCCUAGCUCAAGGAACGUUUGUAAACCUGUUUUUCUUGGCCUACCUGAUAAGCCCCAAGUUUUGCCACAGAUUUGUUGGUUACCUGGAGGAGGAAGCUGUUAAAACGUAUACUCAUUGUAUUGAGUGUAUCGACAGCGGUAAGUUGCCUCUGUGGGAAAAUCUUUUGGCUCCCAAGAUUGCUGUUAAUUACUGGAAAUUACCGGAGGGUUCAAGGAUGCGUGACGUCAUUUUGGCCAUUCGAGCUGACGAAGCUCAUCACCGAGUUGUCAAUCAUACUCUUAGUUCCUUGCCGCUAUGUGCACCAAACCCAUUCCAUCCCGGAGAAAAAAAGCUUUGAGGAGACUGAGGCCAAGAAAUAGAACAUAAAUUGUUCAGAUUUCAAGGAGCUGUCAGUGCCCUUCCUUAUGUUCUCUCUUACUUACGUCUAAUUUAAUGUUUCACAUACAGAGAAAGGAUCGCAAAGACAGAUAGGGGGAUCAAAGUCUCCUUGUAACCAAUGGAGGUGGAUAAAAUAUAGGGUCUUUGUUUCUGUGUUUGUGUUAGGAAUCGAAGAGGGAGAGCAGUAGGACUAAGCUGUCUUUAAGGGUGUCGUUCUCUACACUGGGAACGAUGCUGCAAUAUUGUGUAAACCGAGUAAUGUAUUUUGUAACGUAGCUCAUGUACUUAUUUGAGCUAUCUCUUUGUUAAAAUUAACCAUUUUUUUUAUUUCAAUUCCUGAGCUUUGAUUGGUUUACAGGCCAGGUUAUACGAGUUCGUAUUAAAAAAUCUUUCUCGUGGAAUAAAUUGCUAUUUCGUGCGGUCUUUCGCAGAUCUUAGACAUUUCUUUGGUUGUGUUAUUAAAUAAAACAAUUAUUCCCCUCUCAGACGUUGGAAAAGAGAUUGGUUGUGGCAGGCGAGUCGAGGCGAAGGACAUACCAUCUCAUUUCUUAUACGUGCUGCUGGAGUAAUGGUGAAAAGCGUUUCCUUUUCGCGCGUUUUCAAACAGCAGACCCUUUGAAAACUCCUCUGAUUCAAAAUUGGAGAAAUACCAGGUUUUCUUUUACAGAAUCGUAUGAUUGAUUUGGCAAGAGUUCACAGACAGUUGAAAAAAAGGAAAAGAGAUGUUCCUUGGAAAAAUACAACUACUUCGUAAAUAAAUAAAUUUAAUCGACAAACACAUUAAAAGGUCGAUAUUUCACAACAAAAACCUCCUCUACGUACAAGACUUUAUCCACUUGUAAAUAAAUACUCUAAGUAAUAACUCAGUUGUGGGUACAUUGUUUGUUUUUCGUUUCUUCAUGGCCAGCCAGAUUCCUUUGACUCCAAUGAGUUCAUGCAUGGGAAGUUCUCGGGAUUUUUUCAGAUUUCUUCAACGAUGAUGUUUGUUAGAUUUGCCAAGGGAGCACGUUUUUUCUGAGGAAAAGAAGAAUUUUUGUAAAUACUUAAAGCCAAACAAGCUCACUGAGAAUAAAACAUUCUCAUCUCAAGCAAAUAUGAAAAUCUAACAUGUGCACUUACUGUUUUUCCCAUGAUAGGUAGAGUCGUGGUUCCUUUUGUCAAACUUCUCUUUUCUACAAGAAGAGACUUCACUUACUAUCUGUGUACUCAGCAUGUUCCUUACUUGUCCAAUAGGAUA
Messenger RNA from Pocillopora verrucosa, 2583 nucleotides. RefSeq lists its product as uncharacterized. Gene Ontology annotation, molecular function: alternative oxidase activity. Lineage: Eukaryota; Metazoa; Cnidaria; Anthozoa; Scleractinia; Pocilloporidae. Gene Ontology annotation, biological process: alternative respiration. The record is from RefSeq and is a predicted model, not a curated record. Gene Ontology annotation, cellular component: mitochondrion.